Messenger RNA from Morchella importuna, 2235 nucleotides. RefSeq lists its product as uncharacterized. Bases 1 to 2235 code for a protein of 744 amino acids. NCBI's taxonomy places the organism in Eukaryota, Fungi, Ascomycota, Pezizomycetes, Pezizales, Morchellaceae. The transcript is spliced from 3 exons. Gene Ontology annotation, molecular function: DNA binding. The record is from RefSeq and is a predicted model, not a curated record.
AUGGCCAAACCGACCACCGCGAUAGCACCUCGUGACGAUUCCACAGCAGCGCCCUCGCGCCCGGAUCCACCACAUCCAAUAUCUACAAAGAGCACUUCUUCCUCAAAGUCCAACAGUGGCCACCCCGUCUCUGCUGCUGCUGCGCAAUUCCAUAGGUUCCGCUUAACAGAGUUCAACCGCGCCGAAAACCCUUCACCUGCAGCGUCUCCAUCAUCUGCGUCUGCCCCUGCUGGACAGUGUUCGAGGUUUCGCGUUACUGACUUUGUGCCCUCUCCUUGGUCCGAUACGCCCACGCCCACUACACCCGCAGCGAUGUCUCCAGUGAUGAUGAAUGGACGUUCAGCGAAUUUGAAUGGCGCUGGUGGUGUGAAUAUUAGUACUGGCGCUGGUGGUGGGUCAUCGCCAUCAGGUAAUGCAAGGCAGGGGAGUUUCUCGGUGAUGCAUAUGGACAUGGAGGGGUCGGGUCCGCAGCAAACUAGUACUAUGGUCGCAGCCGCAGCAGGCUCAGGUAGAGGUGUUUUGCAGAAGGUUGCUGUUGCCUCGCCGCAGCAACAGCAACAGCAACAGCAGCAACAGCAGCUUCUUAUGAUGUCGAAACCAGGAACUGGCAUGCAGCAGCGCCCACUGGCCCCGUCACCAAUGACUGCAGCCACCGGUACCGCUGGAGGGGCUGUCAAGCCCUUCGACCCAGCAACUGUUCCUCAAGAAGCUGUAUGGGAGCUUUCCAGGGUCCUCGGCAUAUUCCGCCAACACUCACCCGACAGCAUAGUCAAAACAAUUACGGAUGCGCUGAUGCAAUGGCCCUCCCUUGCAGAAGGCAGUCUCCUGCGGCGGAUUGGGGAGGUAUUCCCGCCGCCACCAGCGCCAGCUCCUGCUAGUCAGAAUGGAAACGCUACCCAGGAGCCGCCGAAGAAGAAGCGCGGUAGGCCACCGGGAAAGAAGGCGAAGAUGAAUGAUGGCACAUCAGCCCCUCAACUUCAGCAGCAGCAACCCCUAAUACCGCCUGCACAAAUACCAGCACCCGUGAUACUAGGUCCCACCCGAGGAAAGAAUGCGGCUGAUAAACUCGUACAAUGCACGCGAUGCCUGAAGGACUUCAAUCCCACCUGGCGCGCAACUCCAGCAUCCGAUCCCUCAUCAGAGGCGACCUGCGCAGUAAAGCACCAAUUCAAGACCUUUGAACAAGGGCUUGAAGCUGUGACUCUUCCACGACGUAAAAACAAUUAUAAAACAACUUGGAAAUGGAAGUGCUGUGGCCGUGAAGUACAGAGCACAUCAGAUCAGUUACUGAUGUGGCCGCGGAAAGAAGAUGAUCGAACUGGUGGAUGGUGUUUUGUGGGAAAACAUACUACCGAGCCCGGUGUCCGGGAAAAACUAGGUCUCAAGCCAGGCAAAGGGAGGAAGAUUAGUGAGGAGAUUGGGAAGAAGCGAAAGAAGACUUCUGACACCAAAGAAGCAGAAGUGGCAAAGAGUAGUGACAGUGAUAGCUGGGUGCUACCAGAAACUGCGCUCAGCGGUUAUGAACUCACCCAACCUUCUCCACCUGCUCAGUCGGGAUACCCACAAACCGAGUCCACAUCGCAAUCCGAUGAACCGCCUAAACGGAAACGUGGUCGUCCUAAGGGCAGUAAAACCCGCAGUAAGGUUAUGCAAAUGAGUCAGCCAGCUCUCAAAGACCAACAGCAACCCGUAAUCCAGCAAAGCACAGGCCCUGAGCAACAACUCAUGAAUGAGCAUGCACAGAGCACCCAUGAUCCUACAGGGCUAGGCGUUGAUCAGAGCUCGUUCUGGACGCAGUACACCGAGCCUAAUCUUAUAGAUGAUGAUGGCGAGGGAGAAGACGAUGAUGAAGAAGUAGAGGAAGCUGAUAACAGCAGCGAAGACCCCGCCAUCUCAACGGCAGACCUAUCGCUUCUUGCGUCCGCUACCGCGGCUAUGACAGCUGCUGUUCAAGACGCGCCUAUAGAGAAGCGGAAGCGGGGCAGGCCUAAGGGUAGUAGGAACGGGAAAAUGGCAGUGGUAGAUACCACGCAGAAGGCACUACGCAUGAAGCCCAGUACCGAGAAAGUAGUAAAUAAAAUACCGCCCCCGCCGCCUCCGCAGCUACAGCCGGUACCGGAUCCGGCAGUGACCGGUACAGACGAAGGGGCGCCGUUUGUGGGCAUGGGAGGUAUGGGUGCGAUGGACGGGUAUGGCGGGCUGGGAAGUGGUGAUGGUGGCGGAUGGUUUGGCUAA